GAAAUGAGUUAACAUUUUGACUAUGUAUUUCCAAACGCAUGAGGCUUUCGACUGGAUUACUCCUCUGGGGGCAGAAAAAUAUCUUUGGCUAGACAAUUGCAGUUUAAAAGCUGCCUGCCCAGUAUCUCUUAUCUCUUCCCUCCACCUUUUAGCUUUGUCAAGAAAGACCCACAAAUUAAGAAAAAUGCAUUCCUCAAUCUUUACACCGAUUUCAUCAUCUUCCCAUACUCUCUUGAGACCAAACAAUAGCCCUUUUCUUGGUAACUUUCUACCUUCAAAACCAUGCUUCUCUCUCAAGAAAAGAGCUUCUUUAGCUACUACCCAAGCUCUUCUUUCAUCUACCAAAGAAACAGUGUUAAAGGACUUCCAGGAACGACGAGCUCUCAAGAUCAUCUCAGGUUUGCAGAAUUUUGACAAAGACAAUGUUGCUUCAGUUGUUACUGCUGCAGACAAGGGGGGAGCCACUCAUGUGGAUAUAGCUUGUGACCCAGAAUUAGUUAAGCUUGCCAUUAGCUUAACUUCUCUGCCGGUUUGUGUUUCUUCUGUCUAUCCAGCCGCAUUUCUAGCUGCUGUUGAAGCCGGAGCACAGAUGGUGGAAAUUGGAAAUUAUGAUUCAUUCUACGACAAGGGAAUUGUUUUCUCUCCAGAGCAGAUAUUAAGUUUAACAAAGGAGACAAAGAGGAUCCUUCCAUCUGUGACAUUAUCAGUCACUGUUCCUCACACGCUAGCUCUCCCUGACCAGGUCAAGCUUGCAGAGCGAUUGGAACAGGAAGGUGCUGACAUUAUACAAACUGAAGGAGGGAAAUGUUCUAAUCCUUCAAAAUCUGGUGUUCUCGGUUUGAUCGAGAAGGCAACACCGACCUUAGCUGCAGCAUAUUCAAUUUCAAGAGCUGUGAAGAUUCCGGUUAUGUGUUCGUCCGGACUUAGUGCAGUAACAGCACCAAUGGCAAUCAUAGCAGGGGCUUCUGGUGUGGGCGUGGGUUCAGCAGUGAACAAGCUAAAUGAUGUGGUCGCAAUGAUUGCGGAGGUCAGAAGUAUUGCAGAUUCAUUCGGGCUCUCAGCUAAUAGUAGACUUGCCACACCUGAAGAGCGAGCUUUGACCUUGUAAUGAGGAGCAUUUACUUAGGACAACGGGACAUUUAGUCCUUCUGGUGAUGCAUUAAGUGUCACAAAUUCCUCCCAUGUCUAUUGAAUAGAUAGUGGAAUAGCAAUAUCAGAACCGAAUUCCUGCUUC
Ricinus communis (castor bean) is the source of this 1234-nucleotide messenger RNA. RefSeq lists its product as uncharacterized. The record is from RefSeq and is a predicted model, not a curated record. The transcript has 9 exons. Bases 23 to 1108 code for a protein of 361 amino acids. Lineage: Eukaryota; Viridiplantae; Streptophyta; Magnoliopsida; Malpighiales; Euphorbiaceae.